Messenger RNA from Lactuca saligna, 1819 nucleotides. The record is from the annotation of a GenBank genome assembly. NCBI's taxonomy places the organism in Eukaryota, Viridiplantae, Streptophyta, Magnoliopsida, Asterales, Asteraceae.
AUAUGAAAAGAUAAUUUGUCAUUUUUAAAACUUGUACGUUACAAGCAGACAAAUCGUGCAAUGGAGGAGGACGACGGACGGAGGGAUCUAGUCAACGCCGUUUGACUAAAUUUUCUUCUUGCUUUUAUUAACGAGAAACCCUUGCAGAGAAGAAUGGUAAUAUGGUGAUCAAGUGAAAUUUUUUAGGCAGUAGUAUAUUUUAAUGGUCAGGCGGCGUCGUAUUUAUUGUGUUUCAUCUUCCCCUUCCCCCUCUAAUUAAUUCGAUAAGGUCUCUUGCUAUAUAUAAGGUCUCAAUUUUUUCUUCACCCGUGAAAAUUCAGAAUCUAUACAUACAAAUUUCUUGUAUAUAUACGUAUAAAUAUAUGAUAUCUAUUUAUAUAUACACGAUAUACCCAUCUAUAUAUAGAGAGACACGCAUAUCUGUUCUUUUUAGAGAGAGAAGGAGAAGGGAAUGAGCACAAGGCGUGAGAUUUCUUAUAAGAAGGUGAAUAACAUGUGUUAUGAGAAGAGAAGAAGAGAUGACAAUAUUAUGGGUGAGAAGAUAAAACGUAGCCGGAAAAGGUUGAAGUCGUCGUCGGGGACACCGGUCGCGACUGUUUCCGGCCGAUGUGAUUUCCUUGAAACGCUUCCAGACGACAUCGUUUUGUUUAUUCUUGCAAAGCUUGGUGCCACCGCCGCUUGUCCCGCCGAUUUUGUGAGUGUUUUAUCAACAUGCAAAAGGUUAAACGCGUUAGGUGUUCACUCUAUUGUGUUAUCAAAAGCAUCUCCGAAGGCGUUUGCUUUUAAAUCUGAAAACUGGUCGGAAUCUGCUCACAGGUUUCUUAAACAGUGCUCAGAUGCCGGAAAUAUUGAAGCUUGUUACACACUUGGCAUGAUUCGGUUUUAUUGUUUGCAAAAUCGAGGAAGCGGAGCGUCUCUAAUGGCUAAGGCAGCGAUUAAUUCUCACGCGCCGGCGUUAUACUCGCUUGCAGUGAUUCAGUUCAACGGUAGUGGCGGUUUAAAAACCGACAAGGACUUACGCGCCGGUGUAGCUCUUUGUGCUCGUGCGGCGUUUCUCGGUCACAUCGACGCGCUCCGGGAACUCGGACAUUGUCUCCAAGACGGUUACGGCGUUCGUCAGAACAUUGCUGAAGGCCGGCGGUUUUUGGUUCAAGCCAACGCCCGUGAGCUUGCCGCUGUACUGUCAACAACUCCAUCCGCGUUGAUGUCCGGUAACUGGAUGACAUGGAACCCCCUACCUCACCUCCGCCAUGGAAACAUGGUGGGUCCUGGGUGUUCUUUACUUAGCGAUUUCGGAUGUAACGUACCUUCAUCGGAACCUCAUCCGUCAAACCGGUUUCUUACAGAUUGGUUUUCCGGUAAGAUACUUUCGUCGGGGCUUCGUUUAUGCUCUCACGCCGGUUGUGGUCGGCCGGAGACCAGAAAACAUGAGUUCCGGCGAUGUUCAGUUUGCGGAGCUGUUAACUACUGCUCUCGAGCGUGUCAAGCACUCGACUGGAAGAUGCGUCACAAGAUGGAGUGUACACUAGCUGACACGCGGGUCGAUGACGGCGACGGGGAAGACAACGGCAAUGCUAACUACGACGAUGGAAUGGUUGUUGAGAGUUGAACCGUUCUCCGGAGAUACUGAACUUACCGGUGAUUGUAACGGCAGUUGAAGCAAAGUUUUGUCGGGGAGAGUUUUGGAAUUUAAAAUAUAUGCUUUCUUUUGAUGUUCGCCGGAAACUCUGACGUUAGUAAGAGAUGUUAUUAUUAUUUUUUUUUAAUUAUUUUUAAUAACGUUAGCAAUUUCUAUACGAUAUAUUUUAAUAUAACCGCC